GCGUUUUUUGUUCGUUCGGGUAGGCGAUUCUCUGCCAUUUCCGGAUAGGUGGAACGCCUAUCCCGUUUGGGAUUCCCAACCCAGGGUGGACGCCGUUCUACGCUCCCAAGCAGAGUCCUUGCGGAUGGGAGGAACCCGUAGUCUCAAGAGUUUUGUCACUGCUUCAAGCAUGUCAUCUGCUGGAAUUGGUAUGAUAUCUCCCAUACCCGUCUGGCGUUCUAUCUCUUCUGCUACCCUGACGGCUUCUUCUGGUAAAGGCAAAGAAAAAAUGAUAGCCGACCAUGCCUCUGCGGAGCAACACCGGAAGAAGCGCAAGGGGAACGAUGGCAAUCAAUUGAUCCCGCUCGAUCAUGUGGUUGACCUGACCGGGCCGGAGGCUGAACCCAGAAGAUCAGCGCCUGCCAAAACAUCAACCCCGGCUCCUACUGACGCACCGAUCGACGAUCGGAUGUUUGUCGAAUUUUCAAACAUGGGGCCCAGAUCAGAAGGGAGGUAUCUGUUCGGGUUGAUGCCAUCUUCUAUGUGGUGUCACACUGCAAUCAAAGUUCCCCCGAGCUUCACGAAUCUGACCCACUGGUCGGAUCUUUUCGAAGCAGGUCACCAGGAAGCACUCAAGGCUGGUGUAUAUUAUCACAAGGCCCUUCUUGCAGCUGAGAAGGAAAUGAAAGCCCUGGCCAGCGAUCGGGAUGACGGCCAGGUCCUCCUUUCUGCCGCUCGGAAGUUAGCGGCCGAUCUCCAAGAGCAGGCCAAGGAGGGUGAGAAGGCGAAAGCUGCUCUGGCUGAAAUGCAGGAGAAGUCCCGUCGUCGCGACCGGGAGCUUAAAGAACUCCGGGCCAAGGUGCGAGCUGCCGAAUCUGCUGGUAUCAAAUUCGAUGAAACUGUUGGCGACCAUCUGCCCGAACCUUACACGGUCAAUACUUCCCAGAUUGCUCAUCAAUCAAUAGUGGAUUUUCAACGGGGCAAAGGGCUGAACGUCGCUCUGGAGAACACGACCCGACAAUUCCUGGGCCCUCACCUUGGCCAAUUCUUGCGUGAGAGCGAAGAUCCCAUCAAAGCAGGGAUCGACCUCCUGGACAGCACGUCGGAAGGGAAAUCUUUCUUGGAUGUCCUGACCGAGAAAACUGUGAAGCAAAGUCAGGACCUGCUUCUGGACAGGAACCUUGAACUGAUCUUAGAGCAUUUCCCAAGCCGUUCGAUCCUGAUGAAUUAGGCUUUGACGAUCUGUUCGGGAAUACAUAUGAUCGCAUUAUGGAGAAAAGGUCCAAAGCAGCGCCUGAUGAUGCAGUGCAGGCAGGGAGCUCUCAGCCUCCAUCCUCCCCGAACGGCAAUCCUCCAGUAGCAUAGCCUUGCUGUAAUUGUUUGCUUCUUUAUUCUUCUUGUAUAUUCCGGCUAGUAAUGCCGAAGAAUAAACUGGACUUCUUUCCUUAUCUGUUGUCUUUUUUCUGUUGCUUUGAUUUUUUGUUCACAAUCCUUUCUAUGUGGCUGAACCUCACUCGGUUCAUGUAUCUUUAUGUCUGACACCUUUCCCGAGCCCGUUUUGAU
Molecule: messenger RNA, 1542 nt
Organism: Cuscuta europaea
Lineage: Eukaryota; Viridiplantae; Streptophyta; Magnoliopsida; Solanales; Convolvulaceae
Source: the annotation of a GenBank genome assembly